Molecule: messenger RNA, 1636 nt
Organism: Sapajus apella (tufted capuchin)
Lineage: Eukaryota; Metazoa; Chordata; Mammalia; Primates; Cebidae
Gene: ASS1
Product: argininosuccinate synthase 1
Exons: 14
Coding region: 6-1388 (460 amino acids)
Biological process (GO): L-arginine biosynthetic process; urea cycle
Cellular component (GO): cytoplasm
Molecular function (GO): argininosuccinate synthase activity; ATP binding
Source: RefSeq, a predicted model, not a curated record
ACGCUAUGUCCAGCAAAGGCUCUGUGGUUCUGGCCUACAGCGGCGGCCUGGACACCUCCUGCAUCCUCGUGUGGCUGAAGGAACAAGGCUAUGACGUCAUUGCCUACCUGGUGAGGGAGCGCCCUCGGUGUCUUCUGGUGUCUGUCUGUCUGCCAGCCUCUGCCCAGGUUGCCAGCCUCUCUGCUCACUGUUACUCAUUCAAGCCUGGCUUCUCCUCUCUAAAGCCAGGUGAUGGGGGGGUCUCAGCUGAGGCCCCUGGGGCUCUGUAUGCCAGCUGGCCGCUGUCCUUGCCGACUUCUUCCUCUGGGUUUCUCUUCCCGCAGGUGUUCAUUGAGGAUGUCAGCAGGGAGUUUGUGGAGGAGUUCAUCUGGCCGGCCAUCCAGUCCAGUGCACUGUAUGAGGACCGCUACCUCCUGGGCACCUCUCUCGCCAGGCCCUGCAUCGCCCGCAAACAAGUGGAAAUCGCUCAGCGAGAGGGGGCCAAGUAUGUGUCCCACGGUGCCACGGGAAAGGGGAACGAUCAGGUCCGGUUUGAGCUCACCUGCUACUCACUGGCCCCCCAGAUAAAGGUCAUUGCUCCCUGGAGGAUGCCUGAGUUCUACAACCGGUUCAAGGGCCGCAACGACCUGAUGGAAUACGCAAAGCAACAUGGGAUUCCCAUCCCGGUCACGCCCAAGAAUCCAUGGAGCAUGGACGAGAACCUCAUGCACAUCAGCUACGAGGCUGGAAUCCUGGAGAACCCCAAGAACCAAGCGCCUCCAGGUCUCUACACAAAGACCCAGGACCCGGCCAAAGCCCCCAACACCCCUGACAUUCUUGAGAUCGAGUUCAGAAAAGGGGUCCCCGUGAAGGUGACCAAUGUCAAGGAUGGCACCACCCACCAGACCUCCUUGGAGCUCUUCAUGUACCUGAACGAAGUCGCGGGCAAGCAUGGCGUGGGCCGAAUUGACAUCGUGGAGAACCGCUUCAUUGGAAUGAAGUCCCGAGGUAUCUACGAGACCCCAGCAGGCACCAUCCUUUACCACGCUCAUUUAGACAUCGAGGCUUUCACCAUGGACCGGGAAGUGCGCAAAAUCAAACAAGGCCUGGGCUUGAAAUUUGCUGAGCUGGUCUAUACCGGUUUCUGGCACAGCCCGGAGUGUGAAUUUGUCCGCCACUGCAUCGCCAAGUCGCAGGAGCGAGUGGAAGGGAAAGUGCAGGUGUCCGUCUUGAAGGGCCAGGUGUACAUCCUCGGCCGGGAGUCCCCACUGUCUCUCUACAACGAGGAGCUGGUGAGCAUGAACGUUCAGGGUGACUAUGAGCCAAUUGAUGCCACCGGCUUCAUCAACAUCAAUUCCCUCAGGCUGAAGGAAUAUCAUCGUCUCCAGAGCAAGGUCACUGCCAAAUAGACCCCUGUACAAUGAGGAGCCAGGGCCGCCUCAAUUUGCAGAUCCCCCAAGUACAGGCGCUAAUUGUUGUGAUAAUUUGUAAUUGUGACUUGUUCUCCCCGGCUGGCAGCCUAGUGGGGCUGCCAGGCCCCGGCUUUGUUCCCUGGUCCCCCUGAAGCCUGCAAACCUUGUCGAAGGGAAGGGUGGGGGGCAGCUGCAGUGGGAAGCUAUAAAAUGACAAUUAAAAGAUACACUAGUCUUUUGUUUCU